This is a messenger RNA of Psammomys obesus (fat sand rat), 2802 nucleotides long. It is a transcript of the gene Ccdc142, whose product is annotated as coiled-coil domain containing 142. The record is from RefSeq and is a predicted model, not a curated record. The transcript is spliced from 9 exons. The coding region runs from base 85 to 2268 and encodes 727 amino acids. Lineage: Eukaryota; Metazoa; Chordata; Mammalia; Rodentia; Muridae.
GCUCGCUGGUGAGUGCCGGCGCACGGAGCGCCGCGGGGUGCGGGGAGGCGGCGAGCGUUAGGUUCGUUUGGGACUCGCCGUGCAAUGGCCCGGGCGCCCCUCUCCGGUGGCCUUCUGCCUCCACUCGCUAACGUACCCCCGUCGUGGGCGCAGUCCGUGGGCGCUGGGGAGGAGCGGGGCGAGGGGCGGCGCCGGGGGCCGCCGGCGGCGGGCAGCGCCCCGCGCCCGGACUCCGGCCGAGAGCCGUGGGCCCCCGCGGCGGCCGGCGGCCCGAUGCCCCUCGCCCUGCAGCGGCUCCGGGCCACGCUGCUGCGCCUGCACCGCGAGCGAGAGCGGCUCCUGCGGGCCCGGGACUGCGCCCGCCUCCUGCAGGUGGCCGUGCGGCUGCUCUGCUCCGGCCCCCCGGCCGGCUCCCUCCCCGUGCAGCAGCUGCUCGGCGACCUGCAGCUGUGCCCCUCGCGUGGGGCGCCUCUGCGCCUCGGCCUCCCGGGCCCCGCGGAGACGCUUCUCCGGGCUCGCCCCGUCGGCCUAGCCGCCCAGCGCCUGGAUGCCGUCAUCGAGAUGCAGUUUCGCGCCCUAGGCCGGGCACCGGCUAGCCUGGGCCUGACGUCCCAGCUAGCCGAACUGCUGCUGGCCCUUCCCUUCUACCACACGCUGCAGGGACGAGCCCUGAGCUGCGUCCCCGGGGCUGCGCGCCCAUUCCCCACGGCCCGUGUGCUCCACCUCCUGGCUGCGGAGCGGGGUUGUCAGGUGGCAGAUAGGCUGGCAGAGGCCCUUGGCGGCUCGGGCUUGCAGCACCAACUCCGCCAGCAGUGCGACGAGGAGCGGGAGCUGCUGCCCGGGCUGCUGGGCCUAAUAGGGGGCGUGGCUAGCACCGACGGCGGUGGACUGAGGCUGGGAGGGCCUGGAACCCUGUGGAGCCAGUAUUGGACCCUGCUGUGGGCAGCCUGUGCUCAGAGUCUAGACCUAAGCGUGGGACCCUGGGACGACCGCAGAGCACUGGCACAGAAGCUGAGUCAGGCACUAGGUCAAGCAUCCCUGCCUCCAGAGUGUGAGAAGGAGCUGUUGUCUCUGUGUCACAGCCUUUUUCAUCAGUCUCUUAUCGGGAGCUGGGACCAAGGGUUCUGCCAGGCCUUGGGAUCAGCCGUGGCGACUGAGAACAGCCCCUCUUCACCAUCUCCUACUGCUGAGCUGCUGUUGCAGCUUUUCCCUCCCCUCUCGGAUAGCCUUCGACAGCCUAGGUCAGAACUUAGCCUGUGCCAUCCUCCAGGUCCUGCAGCUGUUGCUCUGGGGCUCUGCACCCUGCAGACCACCGUGCUCUGGUUCCUGGGCAGAGCUCAGCAGCACCUGGCAGCAUGGGCCCCCGGUGCCUUCCUCCUCCUGAUCCAAAAAGACUUGCCUCCUCUGCUGCAUGCAGUGGAGGCUCUGUCCAGCUUGGCCUCCGAGGCCACCUUAACUCCGGAGGUGGAGCAGCAGCUGGGCCUGGAGAUCCAGAAGCUCGCUGUGAAGAUGCAGCUCCUGCCUGAAGAGUCACUGAGUCUUUUUUUCCAAGAAUGUCAUAAACAAGCCACACAGGGCUUCAAACUCUACAUGCCAAGGGGUCGAUACUGGAGACUUCGACUGUGCCCUGAGCAUCCCAGUGCUCCUAGUGAGUAUGCAAGGAUGGUGGUACACGCCGUGUUGGAGCCCGUGUUGCAAGGACUGCGGGGAUUGCCGCCCGAAGCCCAAGCCCCUGCCCUCAGCCAGGCACUGACAGCCACACUGGGUGCCUGGCUUGACCACAUCCUCACCCAUGGGAUCCGGUUCAGCCUGCAGGGGGCGCUGCAGCUUAAACAAGACUUCGGAGUGGUCAGGGAGUUUCUGGAACAGGAGCAGUGGGGCCUGUCCCGGGAUCUUCGCCAGACCCUGCUUUCCCUGGGCAUCUUCCAGCGGCUGGACGGGGCCCUGCUAUGUCUACUGCGGCAGCCCCUGCCCAAGAAUCCAGUCCACAGAAGGCAUCCAUGUUGCUGUUUUUGUAAUGAGGUCCAGACCACUGAAUUGCCCACCAGCAGCCUCAACAGCCUGGAAAGCUUGGCGCCUCCUCCUCUACGGCCUGUAGUCUCCCCAGCCCAGACCGCUCACCUGCUAAGCACCCUGGGAGGAGGAGGACCUAGUCCUGAGGCUUACCUGGCUGGAAACCAGCAGGCCUGGCUUGCCUUGAGGCUGCACCAGCACUCUCGCUGGCACCUGCCUUUUCUUUCGUGCUUGGGGACAAGUCCUGAACCCUAAGUUGCCUAGGACCAGGAGUUCCAUAUUGUGCUCUAGACAAGGAGCUGUAUGUUAGAGAGGCUUACAGCCGGAGCGUGGUAGAACACAUACAUAAGCCUCACAGGCUGGAAAUGAAUCCAAGAUCACUCAAGUACCUACAAUCCAGAGUAACAGGCAAAUUACAGCCCGAAAUCUGAAUCAGCAGCAAUGAAGACAUUUUAGAGCUACAAAUAGGUCUAUAGGGUUGGCUCUCUGGAAACAGAAGCAAGCUACUUGCUUUCUCUUGAAUCCCAGGAGCAAAGCCAAAAAGUCACAAGGAAACACAGGUGGCACAAGCAUUUCUACACGUGGAGAACCUGUCUUACCCCUUCGCCAUUUCUACUAGUCUUUAGGCUGUAGGACGUUUAAACUACCGCUGAUGUUACCAGGGUUGGACUUGCCAUUGGCGGGUGGACAAGCCCUGCUGUGGUAGUCCUCUCAAUGGAAGGAGCUAGGACUUACGAUGGUGUUGACCUAGAUCUAGCAGGCAAGAUAGUGUAGGGAAACGGCUGCAGG